Messenger RNA from Prorocentrum cordatum, 1080 nucleotides. The record is from the annotation of a GenBank genome assembly. Lineage: Eukaryota; Dinophyceae; Prorocentrales; Prorocentraceae.
AUGGUCGGGAAUUGCAUGUCCGUGCGGCUGCUGGGGCGCUCCCGCCGGGGGGCGGCGGGUGCCGGGCCCCCGCAGAUCACCCCGAAGCUGGUGUGGCUGCCGGUGAACCCGUUGAUACCGCCGCCGUGGCAGCUCGAGCCGGACUUCUCGGCCUGGCACAGGAGGUGGGUCGACGCUCAGCGGGAGGACCAGGAGGCGGCGCGAGCGAGGUGGAGGGAUGCGCAGUGGUGGUUCGCGCAGUGCUCCCUCGCGUCUGCGGCAGCCGUGAUGGAGGAGCAAGGCUCCGAAGGCUACGUGCUCCUGCACCUGGAGCACAGCUUCGCGGUCUUCGUCCUCAGGUCGCUGUGGCCGGCGGUCGCGCCCAUGGUGCAGGAGACGGUGCAGCACGGCAUGGGUGGCCCCGGCGGGCGCCCGCUCGCCGCCGGGGCCGGCGCCGCGCCGCUCUACGACCACUGGCUGCGGGGCUGGUUCUGCUCGCCGGUGGCCCCGACGCUGUUCGGCCUGCGGCACAGCUCCGCAGUGGACCUGUCCGUGCUCCACGACAGGCGGGCGCCGCCGGAGCGGCAGCAGCGGGCCGUGUGCGCGUUCGCGCGCGAGCAGGGCCUGCCGGCGGGGCAGGACCGACCUGCCGGCGGCGUGCGAGGGCGGAGGCGCGGGCGCGCCCGAGCGGGAGGCCGGGGCAGCAGGAGCGCGGGGGGGGGGGGCCCGUCCUGGCGCUCCUGGGAGCUGCAGGACCCGCCCGAGGAUCGCGCGGCAAGAGCUUCGUCCUCGAGGCCGGGAGGCGUGGCAGGUGCCUGCCGUCGCUGGGCUGGAUGUGCGAAUGUUUCCCUCCAUAUCGUGGCCGCUUUUGUGAGGACUCCGAGCCUGGUUCUAAGGAUGCCUCGCGCAAGUACCGAGCGGUGUUGCAUUAUCUUGUUGGAGAUCGUGAGAAGCUUCUUUCCGACUUCACGCGGACGUUGCCUCUGUUGUGGGAGAGAUCAUUACGAGGCACGGUGGCGGAUUUCACGAUGGGCUUUCUUCAAUAAGCAGGCAGCGUAUUUUGGAGGCUUCAAGCAAUCGCGUUUGGUUUGCGUAUGUUGA